AUGGAUAGUGCCGCAGCUACUGCAGUUGCUGCUGCUGCUGCUGCUGCUCGAGGCAUUCUGCGUUGCAGCCUGGCGCAGACCAACAGACCAGCAGCAGCAGGAGCAGGUGCUGCUGCUGCUGCUGCUGCAGAUACAGCAGUAACUGCAUCACGAAUAUCCUACUGCUCAGGCCACAUACCCCUUCAAAGGAGAUAUCACACAGCAGCAGCAGCAGCAGCAGCAGCAGCAGCACAACUGCGGCGGAGAGGAUCGCGAGCCGCUGGGCUGCCUGCUGUUCCCGCUGCUGCUGCUGUUUGCUUCUGGAGCUGCUCUGCAGCAGCACCGGCAACAGCAGCAGCAGCAACAGCAGGUUUGGGGAAGACAAGGCCGCUGCUGCAACAAUCUAGGGCCGUUAGCAGCAGCACCAGUGGUCACAGCAGCAGCAGCAGCAGCAGCAACAGCAGCAGCAGCAGUAGCUGCAAUGGUGCCAGCGUGGAUUGCCCAGAUGAGCACCAGCAGCAGCUGCAGCAGCUGCAGCGGCAAGCAGCACGACUGUCUUCUCUGCCUCCUGCUGCGCUGCUGCAGUUCCUGCAGCAGCUGCUGCUGCUGCGAUGCUCCUCAGUAGAGCUGCUGCAGCAGCUGCUGCCGCUGCUGCAGCGCGCUUCUGCUGCCCUUCCUGUAGAGCAGCUAAGUGCUGCUGCUGCUAUUCUGUCUGCCCUCUGCAGCAACCGGCGUGCGGCGCUGCAGCAAUGUCAGCGGGACCUCGAGCAGCAGCAACAGCAGCAGCAGCAGCAGCAGCAGCAUUCUAAGUCAAGGGAAAAGCUUGCAAGGCGGCAGAUCAGCAUGCUGCAGCAGCAGCUGCUGCAGCUGCAGCUCUUUGAAAAACAAUUGCGGGGGUUCAUUGGUAGCACUGCGCUGCAGUUUGCCCAGCAGCAGCAGCAGCAGCAACUGCUGCUGCUGCAGCAGAACCCUCCCCAAGUUAUUGAGCUGCUGCACCGCCGAGCCUCAGCUGUCUGCUGCUUGCUGGACGCGCUGCAGGGGCUUCCUUUUGCUGCUGCAGAGGCAGCAGCAGCAGAGCGCAGUGUUGCAGCAGCAGCAGCAGCAGCGCUGCAGCAGUUCACAGCAGCGGAGCAGAAAGCAUCUGCAGUUGCUGCUGCAGCAGCGCAGCAGCUGGAGCUGCUGCAGCAGCUGCCUGCACGAGUGGCCCGCAUCAUUGGGGCCUUCCUGUCGGGGCCCCACAGCAGUAGCAGCAGCAGCAGCAGUAGCAGCAGCAGCAGGGACAGCCUCUGCAGCAGCGAAGCAGUGAGCCACAGCCUUGCUGCUGCUGCUGCUGAGGCUGCUGCAGCGCUGCUGGCCCUGCAACAUCGCUUCCUCGCUGCUGCCAGCAGCUCAGCAGCGGUGCAAGGGCUGCAGCAGCAGCAGCUGCAGCAGCAGCCGAAGCAGCAACUGCAUUCCGGCGACCAAUUUACCGAAGGUAGCAACAGCAGCAACGGCGGCAGCAGCUGCAGUAACAGCAGCAGCAGCAGCAGCAGCAACAGCAGCAGCAGCACUGAGACGUGGGACCUCACGGAGACAUAUCGUCUUGUGGCUCUUACUUUUAGAGAAGCAACAAAAGCGCAAGUGGACCUCUGGAAGCCCUUAAAGGUAGUUUGCUGCAGCUUUGCUGCCCUUCCUGCUGCUGCUCGUGCGGCUGCGACGGAGACAUGCUGCUGCUGCAGUGAUGGUUCUCUUUGGCUCGCAAUUCUUGCUGCUGCUGAUGAUGCAGCACCUGCAUUUGCAGCAGCAGCAGAAACAGCAGCAGCAGCAGCAGCUGGAGACGCAAUAGACGUGAAUGCGGCGGGCAAUGAUGCUGGCCCCGCGCCCCUGGCUGCAGCAGCUCACAGCAACUGCAGCAGCAGCAGCAGCAGCAGCAAAGUGGUGGAAGGGAAACAGGCGGGCUUCAGAAGCGGGAGACGCCGGCGGUUUGCUGCCCCCGCUGCAGCAGCAGCAACGUCAGCUGCAGCAGCUGCAGCAGCUCUGCCCCGUCGGUUUGUUGCUGCUGCAUCUCACGGGUUUGAAAUACCUCUUUUUGAAACUGAGUUGCUGCUGCUGCGCUGCCUCCUUAGGAACUCUGCAGACGCAUCUGCAGCAGCGCAAACCCCGCAGCAGCAGCGGCAGCAGCAACAGCAACAGCAAACGCGUCAGCAGCAGCAGCAGCAGCAGCAGGGGCAGCCGCUUCAACUGCAGCUGCAGCGGCUGUCGACGAAGGCUCUGUCGCAGCUUCUACUGGCUACAGCUGAAUUGCUGCGGGCUAAUGAGGUGCUGCAGCAGCCAGCAGCAGCAACAGCAGCAGCAGCAGCACCAGCAGACAAGGGUGCAGCUGACGACAUUACUGCUUUUGCUGCUGCUGCAGUUGCUGCAGCAAUGCCAGAGUGCUGGCGCUGCUCCCCUCGAGAUGUGCUGCGGAUGCUGCGGAGCAUAGAAGGGCUCCGACCUGCAGUGAAGUUCCAGCAGCAGCAGCAGCAGCUGCAGCAGCAGCAGCGGCAGCGCGUGUCACGCAGGGACAGCAGCAGCAGCAGCAGCAGCAGCAGGCCAGAGCUGCAGCCGCAGCUGCUGAUGUUCUUUGGAAACCUCUUGAUGCGGUCUCUACAAGCAGCAGACCAGAGCCCGACAUGCGUGGUCAGACUAUGCGAGCCUGCUGACAUUCCGCGGCUGUAUGCUUUCGUUUGCUGCUGGUUGGAGCAGCUGCAGCAGCAGCUGCUGCUGCUGCCUCAUCAACCGCAGCAGCAGCAGCCAGAACAGGAGCAGCAAAAGCACCUGUGGCAGCCGUUGCCUGCAGCUGAAGAAGGCAGCACUUCCCCAUUUUCUUUAUGUUUGACCCCUAAGACAAAGGCCGCAGCAGCAGCAGCAGCAGUAGCAGGGCCAGCAGCAGCAGAAGCCCCUUUAAGGGAACCCAAGGCUGCAGCAGCAGCAGCAGCAGCAGCAGCAGCAGCAGCUCUGCUGACGACAGAGCGGCUAUCUCCGCUCGUGUGGCUUGCGCCGUUGCUACAGAAAAUUGAAGCAGUAGCAGCAGCAGCAACAACAGCAGCAGAGCAGCAGCAGCCGAAACUGCUGUACCUGCUGCUGGACUUGCUGCCGCCCCUUAGAAAAAGCAUUGCGGUGCUGCAGCGGGUGACUCCAAAGGAAGCUGCUGGCUACCGCAGCAGCAACAGCAGCAGCAGCAGCAGCAGCGGGAAGUCUCCCUUUUGGGUAUUUGUGGGACCGACUCAUGGACUAUCAGAAGCUGCUGCAGUGCUGCGGCCCUCCGUGUGCAGCAGCUGCAGCAGCAAGGGCAGCAGCAGCUGCUGCUGCGGCGCAGCAGACAUAGAGCUUGCCUUAGACGUUGUUCUAGGCUCUUUGAAGUUUGCAUGCGUUGCUGCUGCUGCUGCUGGCAGCAGAAAUGUUGCCCUGGCCAUCACAGACGCAGUUGCUGCCCCAGCAGCAGGAGCAGCAGCAGCACCCGCUGCUGGUGCUGCUGCUGGAGCAGCAGAAACGCCCCUGCCACCGGCAGCUGGGGUGCCAGCAGCAGCACCACCAGCAGCACCACCAGGAGCAGCAGCAGCAGCAGCAGCAGCAGCAGCAGCAAACCCGUAUUGGGGCCCAAAGGCUUUGGGAAAACGACUUUCUCCUCCUGUGUCCAGCAGGGCUUCAAGGCUGGCGGUGGCGCUGCUGUGUUACCGUGCUGCAGUGCGAGUUGCUGCUGCUGCUGCUGCUGCAGAUGCUGCUGACGCAAGAGCAGCAGCAGCAAGGGCAGCAGCAGAAGCAGCAGAAGACAGACUGUGUCAGGGCAAGGGGGCUGUGCAGCGUCUCCACAGAAGAGAAGUGGCAGCAGCAGCAGCAGCAGCUGCUGCUGCUGCUGCUGAAACAGCCGCAGGAACUGCAACAGGAGCACCCGCUAAGACAGCAGCUGCAGCAGCAACAGCUGCGCUGCUGCAGCAGCAAGAUGCUGCAGCACAGCGGCUCCUCGUGCGGCGGUUUCUGCUGCGUGCUGUUCUGGCCCUACGUAGCUGCUGCAGUGCGCCGCCCACGUUUGAACAGCUGCAGCAGCAGCACGUGCUGCUGCAGCAUCAGCAGCAGCAGCAGGAGGAGAAGCAACGAGAGGUCUGCUCGGGGCUCAAAGCAAGUGAAACUUCCCAAACUGCAGCCCUCGCUCCUGCUGCUGCAGCGGCUACAGCCGCUGCUGCUGCUGCUCCGGGACCAGCGCCACCAGGGCAGCUGCUGAUGGAAGGUCUUCGCUACGUAGCAGCAAGCCGCAGCAGCAGCAGCAACAGUAGCAGCAGCGCUGUUGCUGCUGCUGAUGCUGCGUGGGAACAUCAGCGGCUGCUGCUGCUGCGCCGCCUGCAGGGAAAGCUGCUGCGGUGUCACAUGAGCCUCGCCCAGCUGCAUCUUUCUCGGUUGCGUGUCGACGCAGCAGCAGCAGCAGCAGCAGCAGCAGCAGCAGGCUCUGGCGAUGCGGAAGUUCAGCGAAACGCUGACCCCAGCAGCAGAAGCAGCAACAGCAGCAGCAUCAGUGCUAUUUUAUCUGAGUUGGAAGGCGCCGGGAGGGGCCUCCGUCACCUGCUGCUGGCGUCUUGCUUCAUACGUCCUUGCGAGGGCAGCAGCAAGAGCAGCAGCAGCAGCAGCAGCUGCAGCUGCUGCAGCUGCUGUGGCGGGCUGGGGGACGCAGACAGCGCGCUGCUGUAUAAGUCUGUUUACUUGUCGGUGGCUGAAGUGUUUGUGGUGCUUGCCCAGGCACUGCUGAGCUCGAAGCAGCAGCAGCAGCAGCAGCAACAGCAGCAGCAGCGGGCAGCUGGUGCUGCGGGGGGUCCAGUCACUGACGUUGCUGCUGCUGCUGCUCUUUUCGAGGCCAUCGGGAGAGACCUGGAUGCUUUACCAGCUUGGUGUGCGCCUCUUGUGCAGUGCAGCAGCAGCUGCAUGGGUGCAGCAGCAGCAGCAACAGCAGCUGCUGCCAGCAACAGCGGCAGCAGCAGCAGCAGCAGCGGUGGCAGCAGCCAUGCCCUCUGGGGGCCCCCGCUGCUGCCCUGCUGCUCCGCUACUGUGCCGCCGGACAAGGAGCUGCUGCUGAACAACGGGGUGGCUUUUUGCUUGCGGGUGCUGCAGCAGCAGCAGCAGCAGCAGCAGCAGCGAAAGCACAGCUCGAGCCCCCGUCGCUACAGCCCUGGCACGAAGUCAGCGGACAGCAGCAGCAGCCACCAGCAGCAGCACGACGGGCAGCAGCAGCAGCAGCAGCAGCACCUGGAAAGGUGCCUAGACACCCGAGCGCAGCAGCUGAUGGCAGCAGCUUACACAGCACUGGGGUGUCUGUACACCUCAACUGGCAGGCGAACUCGAGCGCUCAUUCAUGCCAAACAGGGAGCAGCACUGUUUGCUGCUGUGGGGGACGCCAUUAGUGCUGCGCGCAUGCAACUGCUGCUCAGCUGCAUGAAGCUGCACCCACUGCUGCUGCCGGGCAAGCAGCAGCAGCAGCAGCAGCAGCAGCACCAGUGCGAUCUAGAUCCCCCUACUAUUGCUGCUACAGUUGCAUGCAGCAAAGGCCGCUGCGACCCUCAGCAGCAGGAGCUAAUGCAGCAGGAGCUGCAGCUUCUGCAGCGGCAGUUGGCGUCUCUAGAGUCGAUAGGGAACGAGCACGCAGCAGCAGCUGCUGCAGCAGCAGCAGAGGCGGAAGACGAGUUCUUUCAGCCGAAGCAGCAGCAGCAAGCUGCAGCAACCGCAGCAGCAGCAGCGGCAACAGCAGCAGCAGCAGCAGGACUUGCUGACGAAUGCCGCUGUCUGAUGGCAGCCUUGCAUUUGCGCUUAGCGGAGCAGGAUCUGCUGCACGCAGCAGCAGCAGCGGGAGCAGAAGCAGCAGAAGCAGCAGCAGCAGCUGCUGCUGCUGCUGCGAGGAUUACAACAGCAGCAUGGAGGCCCAGUGCUGCACCAUGCGAGACAGCAGAGCUUCUGGCUGUCGUGUCUGUGCUGCUGCUGAGCAGAACUAGCCUCAGCAGCAGCAGCAGCAGCAGCAGCAGAAGCAUGCUGCAGCAGGGCGUCGGAAGCAGCUGCUGCCUCAUAGAUAAGGACAGGCUGCAGCAAGCACAGCAGCACAUUGACAAGGCACUGCAGCUGUCUUCUGCGAAUCCCCACAAUGCGCUGCAGCAGCAGCAGCAGCAGCAGCAGCUGCUGCUGCUGCGUGAGGGUCUGCAUUGUCUGGCAACUGCAACUCUUGCAGCAUCCUUGGCGCUUCCUCUGUAUGAGGAAUUCCAGGAGCAGCAGCAGCAGCCGCAGAAGCAGCAGCAGCAGCGGCGCCACAGAGGACGCUUGCUGCAGGUAGUGGGACGAAGGCUGGAGGAGGCGCAGCAGCAGCUGCAGCAGUGGCUCCUGGUUUGGGGUGGGCCUCACUGGCAGCAGCAGCAACAGCAGCAGCAGCAACAGCAGCAGCAGCAGCAGUAUGCGCAGCAGCUCUUUGAGCGGGCGUACAGCUCCUUCGCUGGCUGCUGCUGCGCUUUAGGCGCAGUGAGAGCAGCCCAGGCGGGGAAGUGGAAAAUAUGCCAGCAGCAGCAGCAGCAGCAGCAGCAGCAGCAGCAGCAGCAGCAGCAGCAAGCGUUGCAUGCUAUUCGGGCGAUUGCGGGGAUCGGCAUGCUGGUAGUACCUUUCCUAGCGAGCAGCAAGUGCAACCGCAGCAGCAGCAGCCGCAGCAGAAUGUUGCUGCUGCAGCAAGACGCGGUUGCUGCCCGCGCUGCAGCGGAUGAGGCAGUGACUCAGGUUUUGCUGCCGCCAGCAGUGGCUGCUGCAGCAAGCUCGCUGUUGCUGCUGCUGCAUGCAUUUGUCGCAGCAGAUGGCAGAAUCAAAGCAGCUGGAGAAGGACGAGCAGCAGCAGCAGCAGCAGCAGCAGCAGGACAAGUCACUUCGCGCCGCAGCAGCCUCAGCUGUGCUGUGGCCAGCAGCAUCCUCGCAGACCUGCAGCAGCAGCUGCUGCUGCUGAACCCGGAAACAGCACGCAGCGCAGCAACAGCAGCAGCAGCAGCAGAUACAGCAGAUGCCAGCUGUGCAGCAACGGGUUCCUUUAGCAAGCGUUUGCUUCUUUUGCAGCAGCACCAGCGGCAGCAGCAGCAGCAGCAGCAGCAGCAGCAGGCGCUGCUGCUGAAUGCAUGCUUCCAGUUGAUUUCUUGCGACGCAGACUCUGAGCAGGCUGCUCCAGAGUAA
Messenger RNA from Eimeria tenella, 7176 nucleotides. RefSeq lists its product as uncharacterized. Gene Ontology annotation, cellular component: plasma membrane. The record is from RefSeq and is a predicted model, not a curated record. Bases 1 to 7176 code for a protein of 2391 amino acids. Gene Ontology annotation, biological process: negative regulation of cell adhesion. The transcript has 5 exons. NCBI's taxonomy places the organism in Eukaryota, Apicomplexa, Conoidasida, Eucoccidiorida, Eimeriidae.